Messenger RNA from Alternaria conjuncta, 1542 nucleotides. RefSeq lists its product as uncharacterized. The transcript is spliced from 3 exons. The record is from RefSeq and is a predicted model, not a curated record. Gene Ontology annotation, molecular function: transmembrane transporter activity. Bases 1 to 1542 code for a protein of 513 amino acids. Gene Ontology annotation, biological process: transmembrane transport. Lineage: Eukaryota; Fungi; Ascomycota; Dothideomycetes; Pleosporales; Pleosporaceae.
AUGGCCGACAGCAAUGGCUCCAGACCGGAUGAAGGCACCUUUUGGGCUCCGGGAACGCUACGACUAGAGGAUUUGACGGGGCCCGCAACGGACGUCAUCCUCCACCCAGUGCCUAGCACCGAACCAGAUGACCCCUUGAACUGGAGCAAAUUGCGCAAGACCAUCAACUUCGGCUUGACCGGCUUCUUUGUCCUUUGGACAUUUGUACAGCUCCAGAGCGGCACGACAUCAUGGGGUCAAAUUGCGCCUGAACUGGGCUUCAGCAACGAUCAGCUGAAUAAUGGAGGCGCUAUGAGCUGUGCUGGGCUUGCAGUCGGCUGCAUGCUCUUCAUGCCGUUCGUACACAAGUACGGACGACGACCUCUGUACCUGCUCAGCUCUGCGCUCCAGUUGAGUGGAGUGUUGUGGCAGACCCAGAUGGCGAACUAUGGUGACUAUUUGGGCAGCAACUUCCUUGCUGGACUGGGCGGUGCUAUCAGCGAGGCCGUCAUCCAGAUCACCAUUGCCGAUUUGUUCUUCGUCCAUCAACAUGGAACGAUGAACGCAUGGUACCUCGUCUUCACGUCCGUGGGUGCCUCCCUCGGUCCGGUAGCCGCCGGCUUCGUUGUGGAGUCACAAGGCUGGAGAUGGAUCUGGUGGUGGUGCACAAUCUUCCUCGGUCUAAACUUCGUCCUCGUCAUGUUCUUUUUCGAAGAGUCCAAGUACGUCCCUUUUCUCAAUGGUCAGAGUGUGCCACAUACGGCUGGCACUUCUGGCUCGGAUGGACUCGAGGACGGCCGUCCCGACUCAGGGCUGCAAAAGGCCACAGACGGCAAAGGCGACGCAAAGCACACCGCCAUGGAGCGCAUACAAUCCCGAAUUGACACCUCCUUACCACGAAAAACUUAUCGUCAGCGCAUGGCCAUCGUCACCCCUUCCAAUCAACGCAUCGGCCACCACUUCUACCAGCCAAUCGUUGUCUUGUUCACGUUCCCUGCCGUGGCCUUUGCUGCACUCACUUAUGGGACCCUACUGGCGUGCAUGGCAUUGAUGAGCUCAUUACAGGCCGUUUACCUGUUGCAACCACCAUACAACUUUGGAGCUUCUGGCGUUGGACUCAUGAACAUUGCUCCGUUCGUUGGCACGUUCUUUGGAUUCUUCGCGGGUGGUUUCCUGAACGACAGAUCGAUCAUGUACUUCGCCAGGCGGAAUGGAGGCAUUUACGAACCAGAGAUGCGCCUGUGGAUCACUCUUAUCUCAGCAAUCCUGCUCCCGGGCGGUAUCCUGAUGUUUGGGCUAGCCUUAGCCAGGAUCCUCGGAGAUGCUAUGAUAGGCAUCGUCUUUGUCCGGAACCUAUUCGCCGUGGUCAUCCUCUUCGCACUCACGCCGUGGACGAACAAUAUGGGUAUACAGAACGUCUCCAUCAUCACGGCGGCUGUAUGCUUUGCGAUCUUGCUAAUCCCCAUCCCCUUGCUAUUGUGGGGCAAGAAGAUCAGGGUUGCGACGGCGACGAAAUACAAGCGCAUGGCAAUGCGACAGCCAGCCCAUAGAACACUUGAGUAG